AUGCCUGGCCUGACCCCCAGUGGCACCAACGUGGGCUGCUCAGGACACUCCCCAGUACAGCAGUGGCGGAUAGCACGGGAGGGCGGUGCACAGGUCCAGCAGAGGAAAAAUGCCAGCUGUGGAACACGGAGCGCAGGCCGCACGACCUCAGCAGGCAUUGGGGAGAUGUGGCAAUUCUACACAGAAGGUUCGCCUGGCCUCAAAGUUGGCCCUGCUCCAGUAUUGGUUAUGAGACUUCUGUUCAUCACUUCUGUAUUUAUGUUGCACAUUUGGGGCAAGUACACCCCUUCAUAG
Eptesicus fuscus (big brown bat) is the source of this 294-nucleotide messenger RNA. RefSeq names its product protein transport protein Sec61 subunit beta-like. Bases 1 to 294 code for a protein of 97 amino acids. The record is from RefSeq and is a predicted model, not a curated record. Gene Ontology annotation, cellular component: Sec61 translocon complex. The transcript is spliced from 2 exons. Gene Ontology annotation, biological process: intracellular protein transport. Lineage: Eukaryota; Metazoa; Chordata; Mammalia; Chiroptera; Vespertilionidae.